AUGAGCGACAACGGACCCCAGUUUGGAAGCGCAGAAUUCCGUGAAUUUGCACGCGAGUAUGGUUUUGAACACACAACAACUAGUCCAUAUCAUGCGCAAUCCAAUGGACAAGUGGAGCGAAUGGUUCAGACAGUGAAAAGACUGUUGUUCAAAGCGAAGGACCCUUACUUGGCCUUGCUGGAGUAUAGAAAUACCAGGAUUGAUGGUGUUGAAAUGUCGCCAGCUCAGAUGUUCUUAGGACGUCGCUUGAAAACUCCAUUACCUGCGACAGCACCCUUGUUGACGACCAAUGCAAAUACUCAAAUCUAUGUGAGUCUCAAAUUGCGCCAAGCGAGGCAACAGGAGAACUUUAACAAACAUGCCAUGCAAAAGCCCCUCAAACCACUAGACCCAGGAGACCAUGUCAUGGUCAAACACCCCGCAAAAGGAACUUGGGAGGCUGGUAUUGUCGAGCGUCAACAUACCACUCCGCGCUCAUACGUUGUGGAAAGCAACGGAAGAAAGUAUCGUCGAAAUAGGAGGUACUUGAAGCAAACACGUGCGCGUGCUGAAGUCGAUCAAACAUAUGACAGUAGGACUAUGAACUAUGAUCCAGUCUACGACUACCCAAGACGCGACCUUGAACGCGCUCCAGACCCAGUUCAUCAGGAAGUCAUAGUCCGUAACGACACACGAGAGGUUGUUACGACGCCUCCAAUUUCUGGACAAAAGAUGGAUCCUUCCGAACCAUUACCAAAAGUCACCCGUAGUGGACGUGCCAUUAAUAUCCCAGCACGAUACCGUGACUGA
Molecule: messenger RNA, 789 nt
Organism: Mizuhopecten yessoensis (Yesso scallop)
Lineage: Eukaryota; Metazoa; Mollusca; Bivalvia; Pectinida; Pectinidae
Exons: 1
Coding region: 1-789 (262 amino acids)
Biological process (GO): DNA integration
Molecular function (GO): nucleic acid binding
Source: RefSeq, a predicted model, not a curated record